AUGAUCAUGGAAAUUAGUUUUUCGCCCUUUAUUUUGGAAUUAUUUCUGUGGGAAAAUGUGCUUGAAGAGGAAAGUGAAUGUACUUUGACGGAUACCGAAGCUAUCUUCUCUUUACAAAAAGCAAGCUUGGCUAUUGAUUGGCCGAUUCUCGAGGCGGAAAACAUUAGUAAAAGUGAAAAAUGUCAUGCUAGAAAUCAAGUUUUAGAGAAAGCACAAAAGGUUUUGGAAAAUCGUGCAAAAUGUAAAAAAGAGAAACUUCAAAAUCUGCAAAAAGAAGCAAUAAAAAUACAAAUCAAUUUGGAUACUGACACACUGAAUAAAAUAGAGGCCUUGAGAGACAGCCAUCGGAAGGCCGCGAUGCAGGAUUUUGAAGAUUGGCGAUUAAAUGCGGAAAUGCCGUUCCUUCAAAAUAUUUCUGGCAAAGUGCAAAAGAAUAGGAAGGCAUAUAGGCCUCCACUUCAAUGGUUUAAAGAUGAUCUUGGUAUCAUACAAUCUCGAGAAAUUAACAAGAAAGAAGUAGAAGGAAAUCAACAAGAUAAAUCAAUAAUUAUAGAAGAAUUAGAGGAAGAACUAAUUGUCGAAGAAAAAUCUGAGGGAGGUUUAACCGUUGAAGAAAACAUAAACAAAGACUUAAUUGUUAACGAAUCAAUAGAGCAAAUGAAUUCAAAAGAAGAUACAACUCUCAAUGAAAAUAUCGGAAAAAAAGCAGAUGUAGAAAUAAAGGAGACAACAAAUGUGAGCAAGGAUUUUAAUUUUGCAGAAUAUUCUAGUUAUUCCGAGGAUUCCGAAUCAAAUGAAGAGGUUACAUCCUUUAAAUCUUCGACAAAUUCUUUAGUUAAGAAAAUGAAUCAGAAACUCUCACAAAAAUUUUGUACGAAGACGAAGAAACAAGGAUCAGAUCGGGAUUUAAUUGAUAGGAUACUGGAGAGUCGAUAUCCUAAAAUAAAUCAAAUAUUCGAUGAACCUACGAAGGCAGUUCCACUCCCUAGAAGAAGUGGAACGAUCAACGUAACUUUUUCCGAACGGGCCUUCCCUACUCCUGCAAGAGAGAGUUCCUUCAUUGAAGAACAGGAAUGGCUCUCCAAGCAAGCAGAGGCCAGAAGAAAAACAGGAUUCGUUGCCGAGGAUCUUCGUCCUGAAGAACAGGAUCCACAAUGGUUAAAAGACAAGGGCGAUGAUUUCUUCAAAGCGGGGAAUUAUUUAGCUGCCAUCAGUGCAUAUACGCAUGGAAUCAAAAUCAGCAACAAGAUGGCGGCACUUUAUGUGAACAGAUCUGCUGCACAUUACGCUCUUGGAAAUUAUUAUAGGUGUAUUGAUGAUUGUUCUAAGGUAUUGGAGUUAAUGGAACCAAAGUGCGAAAGCAACAGAGCAUCGCGAGCAAGGUGUCACGCUCGUCGAGGUGCUGCGCUUUGCAAAUUAUCUGCACCACAGCAUGGAAUUCCUGAAUUAGAAGCUGCCUUGAAGCUAGAUCCAAAUAACAAGAGCAUUCAACACGAUCUAUAUGCUGUUAAACAAUAUUUUAAUAUAAAGGAAUGAAAAAAAG
Messenger RNA from Acromyrmex echinatior (Panamanian leafcutter ant), 1543 nucleotides. Its product is annotated as dynein axonemal assembly factor 4. Gene Ontology annotation, biological process: cilium movement; outer dynein arm assembly; inner dynein arm assembly. Lineage: Eukaryota; Metazoa; Arthropoda; Insecta; Hymenoptera; Formicidae. Gene Ontology annotation, molecular function: protein binding. The record is from RefSeq and is a predicted model, not a curated record.